UUCAUCUUCGUUCCCCCUCUCUUCCCUUUCUGGAUCUCCUCUCUGCUCAAAACUUCACAGAAAGCCAUGGUUUCACUCUGCAGUCUCCCCUCUUUCUUUGUUUCUUUUUCCUUCGUUUUUCUAUCGCAUUUCUCAAGCUUCAUUGACGCACGUCAAGCUCUAGAUUAUGGUUAUCCAAACGCUACGCUUUCAACACGGUGGACGAUUAACGGAACAGCUCGUCACUUGACCCGGUUUUCAGAUGGAUCGAUCGCGCAGCCAAUUCUUCUCGGAGGCAAAGGAGCUCCUGGCCCUGCCUACGCCUGCGGCUUCUACUGUAAUGUGUGGUCUGCCAAUCGAAAUGAUCCCGUAAAGAUUGGCGCGAUGUUGGAGCUCACGUCCAAAGGGGAUUUGGUGUUGAAAGAUGCCGAUGGUACGGUUGCUUGGUCCACAAACACUUCUGCGAAGUCCGUUGUAGGCUUGAACUUGACAGAUUUGGGGAACCUCGUGCUGUUUGAUAAGGACAAUGCGAUUGUCUGGCAGUCUUUUGACGAGCCAACCGACUCACUUGUCCUAGGACAAAAGUUGAGGCAUGGGCAAAGACUGAUGUCGUGUAUUGCCGAUACAAAUUGGACAGUUGACGGUAUGAUUACGCUUUCCGUGAAUGGCUUAUUUUUAUCUGCUCAAGUGGAGACUAAUCCUCCUCAGGUCUAUUUCAAGUAUAGUGUUCCAAUUUGGAAUGCCGGUAUCGAGUUUGUAAAUGGAAGCUUGUCUUGGUUCUCAGAUACUACCGGGAAUGGGACACUGUUUUUAGUCCCUCAAGCAUCUUCUGCGCAAUACAUGAAGCUGGGCUCGGAUGGGCAUUUGAGAUUGUAUGACUAUGGAAAUGGGUGGGAAGAAGUGGCUGAUCUUUUCAAAGAGGAUGUCGAGGACUGUAGCUAUCCGACUGCGUGUGGGAGAUAUGGAAUAUGCUCCAAUGGGCAAUGUAGUUGUCCAGCUUCAAGUGGGGGAACGAGCUAUUUCCAGCAAGUAGAUGAUAGGCACCCCAAUCUUGGGUGUUCUGAGAAUGUUCCAUUGUCUUGUGGGGCUUCACAACAUCAAAGUCUUCUAGAGCUCAAAAAUGUCACGUAUUUUAGUCUCACUCCAGAUCUCAAGGACAUAGAUGCUUCAAGUUGUAAAGAGACUUGCGCAAAGAACUGUUCAUGCAAAGCAGCUAUAUUCCGGUAUUAUUCGAAUCGCACUAGCGGCGCGUGUUACUUACCAACUCAGGUGUUUUCACUUAUGAACAUUGACAAGGAAAAGUUUUUCUAUAAUUCUACUGCUUACCUUAAAGUACAAAACAGGGCCAAUGAAGCUCCUCAUACUCCUUCGGUUGACAAUCGUAUGAGCAACCGUCUCCCUGUAAUACUUGGGUCUAGCCUUGGAGCUCUCUUUGCCAUGAUGAUUUUCAUCGUAGCCAUAGUUUUGUUUGUUCAAAAGAGAGAUGAUAAUCAAGCAGAGGAGGAUUACCUUGAUCAAGUACCAGGAAUGCCCAAUAGAUUCACGUACGAUGAUCUGAAAACAAUCACAGGCGAAUUCAGUAAAAAGCUUGGCGAAGGUGGUUUUGGUUCUGUUUUCGAAGGUACUCUAAGCGACGGAUCAAAAGUCGCCGUAAAACGCCUUGAUGGUUUUGGGCACAUUAAGAAAUCCUUUCUAGCCGAAGUUGAGACUAUCGGCAGCAUCCAUCACGUGAACUUGGUAAGACUUGUGGGAUUUUGCGCUGAGAAAUCCCACAGGCUCCUUAUCUACGAGUACAUGUCGAAUGGGUCUCUAGAUAGAUGGAUCUUUCGCAAAUCCAAUGAAUGUGUUCUCGACUGGCAACAAAGGAAGAAGAUCAUUCUCGAUAUAGCAAAAGGACUGAAUUAUCUUCAUGAAGAUUGCAGACAGAAGAUAGUUCACUUAGACAUUAAACCCCAAAAUAUCCUUUUGGAUGGGAAUUUCAAUGCGAAGGUUGCUGAUUUUGGAUUAUCGAAGCUGAUGGGCAAGGACCAAAGCCAAGUCGUCACAACCAUGAGAGGAACUCCCGGUUAUUUGGCCCCCGAGUGGCUACGUGCAGCAAUCACUGAAAAGGUAGAUGUGUAUAGCUUUGGCGUGGUAAUCUUGGAGAUAGUGUGUGGGAGAAAAAUCUUCAAUUGCUCUCUUGAUCCAGAAAAUGAGCAUUUACUGAGCCUUUUUAAGAGAAAGGCGGAAGAGGAACAACUCUUGGACAUUGUGGAUAAGUCUAGCGAUGACAUGCAACUAAAUGGACUGCAGGUGGUGAAUAUGAUGAGGAUUGCUGCAUGGUGCUUGCAAGGAGACUAUACAAAGAGGCCCUCCAUGUCUAUGGUCGUCAAGGUGUUAGAGGGCGUUGCGGAAGUUCAAGAAGACCUGGAUUACGACUUCUAUGCUCAACCUUCCACUGAUAGAGUAGCAAGAUUCGGUCAGAUGGACAUCGAAUUUGGUGCCACCACUGCAUUACUACCCUCAAUCCUAAGCGGUCCACGAUGACGUGACUAAUUAAUGAGAACUUUUCUUCCCAAUAUGUCAACCGGUAAAAUGUGCAGGCAAUUGACUUUUUCAGAUUGUGAGGACUUCGGAUUGUCAUUCUCCUUUUAGGUCUAGAAAAUAGCCCGUGGCAUGAUAUCAAUUCUCUUUCACUUUGCAAAUGAGUGGACUUUGCCAUAACUUAGCAA
Syzygium oleosum is the source of this 2690-nucleotide messenger RNA. RefSeq names its product G-type lectin S-receptor-like serine/threonine-protein kinase SD2-5. Gene Ontology annotation, molecular function: protein serine/threonine kinase activity; ATP binding. The record is from RefSeq and is a predicted model, not a curated record. Gene Ontology annotation, biological process: protein phosphorylation. Bases 67 to 2505 code for a protein of 812 amino acids. The transcript is spliced from 2 exons. Lineage: Eukaryota; Viridiplantae; Streptophyta; Magnoliopsida; Myrtales; Myrtaceae.